AUGUCGAUCGACCUUAACUGGGAGACCCUCACUACCGGCCCUGAUGGCGAGGCGCUCGCCCACAGCAUCCGUGACUUCAUCCACACCAAGUUUCAGUCGGUCCCGCUACCUCGCUUCAUCAAGUCUGUGACAGUGCACGACUUCGAGUUCGGCACCACACCGCCCGAACUCGAACUCAAGGACAUCACGGACCCACUGCCUGACUUCUACGAGGAGAACCUCGCGGCUGAUGACGAGGACUCCGACGAUGACGAUGACGAUGACGAUGAGGAGCGGCACUUCGACCACAGCCUCGGAGGUGAGGGCACAGGUGUCCCCGAGGAGCUCUUAGUCGCGUCGGAAAGGAGGCGCAGGAACGGCCAGGGCGCGAGGUUGACCGCGAUACCACCGCACAUCAGCACGACGGGCUUACCCUCAAUCACGCCGUUUAGAGGCGGGCCCCUGGCACCGAUGCAAGAUCUGGGGAGCCCGUUCCUGGGCACUUCGACGCCAGGCAUACCGGGCGGGACGUCUAAUCUCAGCUACUUCCACUCUCACCUCAUGGGCGGUCCAUCUGGGACCCAGACGCCCCUGGCUGCGGUGGCGGGUGCACACCUGGGCAACAACAACCACCACAAUCAUCGUUGGGCGCCUGAAGCGGGUGGUACUAGCCCACUAUCGACGACAACUACAGCGCCGUUCCCGGACUCAAUGGGCAGACAGCGGUCAGUGGACGGUCGCGCGUCGAGCCACAGCCGGAAUCCCAGCCAGAGCUCGGGCUCCGGGGCGGACUCUUACAAUACCAUCAGCGGCCUGACCCCAAUACAUCUAAGCAAUACGGUCCUGCGGGAGAAGUCCAGCGUGUCUACUUUUGCACCGACUUCCUCCGCGGGGACGUCAAGGCCGCCCACGCGGGACAACACGAACGCAUCUGCAUCGAUGCUCGCUGGGUCAGCAAUCACAGAGGAUGAAGAGCACCAAGACGAUCAAGACCACAAGGACCAGCGCCGAUUCCGUGAACCGAGGAUCGAGGACAUCCAGGCCGUGUUCCGGAUCAAGUAUUCCGGCGACGUCAAGCUGUUGCUCACAGCGGACAUCCUUCUCGAUUAUCCCAUGCCCAGCUUCGUUGGCAUACCACUACGCUUGAGCAUCACGGGGCUAUCUUUCGACGGGGUCGGGGUCGUUGCCCAUAUCAGGAAAAGGGUGCAUUUCUGUUUCUUGAGCCCGGAGGAUGCGCUCGCUGCUGUUGGAACUGACGAGGCCGAGCAGGCCGGGGACGCGCCUGGAGGUGCUGGCUCAUCUAACUUACGGCCGGGCAAGAUGGGUGGUUUGCUCCAGGAGAUCAGGGUGGAGAGCGAGAUUGGGCAGAGAGAAGGGGGCAAGCAGAGCCUCAAGAACGUGGGCAAGGUGGAACGCUUUGUGCUGGAGCAGGUGCGGCGGAUAUUCGAAGAGGAAUUUGUCUAUCCCAGUUUCUGGACGUUCCUUGUAUAG
Diaporthe amygdali is the source of this 1470-nucleotide messenger RNA. Its product is annotated as mitochondrial inheritance component mdm12. The record is from RefSeq and is a predicted model, not a curated record. NCBI's taxonomy places the organism in Eukaryota, Fungi, Ascomycota, Sordariomycetes, Diaporthales, Diaporthaceae. Gene Ontology annotation, molecular function: lipid binding. Bases 1 to 1470 code for a protein of 489 amino acids. Gene Ontology annotation, biological process: phospholipid transport; mitochondrion organization. The transcript has a single exon. Gene Ontology annotation, cellular component: ERMES complex.